AUGGACCCUUGUAAGAAGAAACCGUCUUUACCUCGCUUGACCACCAAUGUUCCCCUAUCACAGAAACCACCCAAUGAAUCAUGCAAUGCUCUAUCAAAAACCCUCCCAGAUACCAACGCACCGCCGAUCAUCAUGCCCGAGAGGCCGUCGAGAACUUCAUCGAUGUUUCAGGAGGACAAGCCUGAUGAGAACAUCGUGCCUGGGAGGCCUUUUGCGUCAGAAAGCAUGCCUCUCUAUGUUUCGCAGCAGAGUGUGGACGAUUCCCCGUUAACCAAGGUGAAGAAGUUGUACUACGAAGAUGCAUUCACAGCCCGUGGAUCACACAACUCGCCCAAGGACCGUGUCAAUCAUGAAUCUGUUGUCGUAGUUGAGCUCAAGACCAACAUAAAGGCAAAGGAUGAUGCAUCCAAGUUACUGUCGGAUUUCGCCCACUGCCUAGCCCAGGUCUACCAGCGUCCGGAAACAUCAAUGCUAGUUACCAUAGACCAGAACGCUGACUUGAUCUUUGGAAAUACCUCCGGCUCGGCGUACCUAUUGAAGAUUACCGCUCUCUCGAGUUUGAUCGGACCGCUGACCAAUAUUCGCAACACGGGCCUGAUCCAAUCAACUAUCCAAGAAAUGUUUGGAAUUGCACCUGACAAAGGAGUAGUGAUCUACAAUCCAGCAAGUGAAGACAAUCUUGCAACCAAUGGAACGACCGCCAAAAGUGAGAUCGACCGCCUCGAACGCAUGGAUUCUGGGAAUAGCCCCUCGAUCUUCAAGUCUAUCUCGCGAUCGAUGAGCCGUCGCAUGAAAUCAAGCAGCGGCAAUAGUGUUCCGGUUUCGCUUACUCCAGUCAUGAAUCCUGAUGUCACAACUCCUACCUCGAUGUCUCCCAUCGCUCCAGGUCAGCUCCAUCCGCCGAGGCCACAUCAAGCAGACAAUAAAAAGUCGCUAGACUCACCAAAGAACGAAAAAGUGCAGCAGAUUUUAUCCAGGGACGAAAAGCCCGAACGAACCUUGAAGAAAAGAGAAAGCUUGAAGAGCUUUGUUAACCGUCGUCUGGACGAAUUGGGCGAGCUGACCACAAUGAAACCAUUCACAGCCGCAAAGGGAAAGAAGGAUUGA
This is a messenger RNA of Penicillium coprophilum, 1107 nucleotides long. RefSeq names its product MIF domain protein. The record is from RefSeq and is a predicted model, not a curated record. The transcript is spliced from 2 exons. Bases 1 to 1107 code for a protein of 368 amino acids. Gene Ontology annotation, molecular function: phenylpyruvate tautomerase activity. NCBI's taxonomy places the organism in Eukaryota, Fungi, Ascomycota, Eurotiomycetes, Eurotiales, Aspergillaceae.